AAAAGACGAAAUGCCAAAACGUUUGAAAAAAUUUCCAAGGGCAUGAUGGAGAGAGGCCACAAUAGGGACUCUGAGCAGUGCCGCGUGAAAGUCAAGGAGCUCAGACAAGCCUAUCAAAAAACAAAGGAGGCAAACGGUCGCUCCGGGUCAGAGCCGCGGACAUGCCGCUUCUACGCCGAGCUGCAUGCAAUUCUAGGGGGGGCUGCCACCACUACCCCACCUGUGAUCGUGGAUUCUGGGUCGGGGAUAGUCUCAUCAGCGACGCCUGAGGAUUCUGCCGAUGGGGGAGAGGAGGAGGAGGAGGAUGAGGAUGAGCUUGCAGAGAGCACACAGCACUCCGUUCUCCCCAACAGCCAGGAUCUUUUUCUCACCCUGACUGAAGUACCCUCCCAAGCCUCCCAAGCCAGUACCCAAGACUCUGACCCCAUGGAAGGGACCUCAGCAGCUGCAAAUUCCUCAAGCCUCCCUCCUCCAUCCCGAAGGUUAUCACAGAUAAGGCGUCGUAAGAAGAGAACGCGAGACGAGAUGUUUUCUGAAAUUAUGGAAUCCAGCCGCAGUGACAGAGCUCAUCUGAAUGAGUGGAAGGAAACAGUUUCAAAGUAUAGGAAAGAAGCCAGUGAACGUGAGGACAGGAGGGACCAACGUGAGGACAGGAGAGACGCUCGAGAUGAGAGGUGGCGGCAGGAAGACCAGAGGAAGCAGGAUGCAACGCUGGGGCUGUUGCGUGAGCAAACAGACAUGCUCCGGCGUCUGGUGGAGCUUCAGGAACGGCUGCUGGAAAACAGACUGCCGCUUCAGCCCCUGUUCCACCCUCCCCCCUCCCCAUGUUCCGUAUCCUCCUCACCCAGACGUGUAAGAACGCGGGGGGGGAGGCUCCGUACACCUUCCCAUUCCACCCCAGUAGACAGCCCAAGCAAAAGGCUGUCAUUUUUUUAACCUUUUCUUUGUGGCUUUUUCCUUCCCAGCAAUCCUCCUCCCAAAUACCACCUGGGUUCCCUCCCUCUUUUUCUAAUCUAU
Molecule: messenger RNA, 1017 nt
Organism: Malaclemys terrapin pileata
Lineage: Eukaryota; Metazoa; Chordata; Testudines; Emydidae
Exons: 2
Coding region: 43-936 (297 amino acids)
Source: RefSeq, a predicted model, not a curated record